AUGGCUUUCUCUGUGGAUGCGGACCCGGCGUCCGAACAAAUUGACACUGUUAAUUCCGAGAGAAAGCCCAAGAUUCACAGUGAAGAGGCCAGUCCAAACACUAGGGUCAAAAUUAUCAAAGCAACGAAAGACCCGGAGACAGGCGAACGUGUUGAACACCCAGAUGAUUCUCAAAACACAAAGCUAGAUGAUAGGGACAAUUUCGCCUUCAUCCUGAAGAAAACAGUGCAUAACAAGUUCUCUAGUCAAGAAGACACCUCUGAGAUUGAUAUAGUCAACCUGAAACUAUGGGAGCUCUUAAAGGAACAUCUUGGUAGUCAUCCCUUUCACUACUUCCGCGGAUCGCCUGUCACACUCUUUUCUCCUUAUGAAGCUAUCGUUUAUGAGUGGGAUAUACUGGUAAACGCCGCAGCACAACCUCCAAAGGAUGACGAAGAUAAGCAAGCGCGAGGAGAUUUGAGAAUUCUCUUGGAUGUUAUCUCUGGUGGUUCUUGCGGUGAUGCUAAACUGGAUAAAUAUUUCAAAGUACGAGAUUUGUCUUUGAAGGAAUCGACUGUUCAGUUUGACGACUUAUGGACGAUAUUCCCUCCUGGAAUGUUGGUUUAUGGCAAACCUUUCCAGGGCCAAGAUCAAGUGCUAGACUGUUGGACGUACGAUUGGACUGGCCUCAAAUUUCAGAGAACUGCCUUCACACUCUUAUUUGAACCAUUUGAGGGCCACAAGCCUAUCAAAGCUCUACCAUACUAUCCCUUCAAACUCAAGGUUGAUGAAGAUAAGUCAAUCGAGAAUGUGUUAAUUGAGCGCGGCAAGAGAUUUCGAUCUCUAUGCACCGCAAAAGAAGGAUCGCAGCUUUUUGAGUAUAGCGGCCAAACUAUCUUUGGAAAGAAAGGAUUCUCCGGAUUGGGCGAUGAUGAUGACGGUGAUACCCGAUCGAGAGCUAUGGGGUUGGAGUUUGGCCACCUUCCGAGAAGUCGUCGCGGCCCCAUGGAGUCGACUGGCGUGAAAUCUUCCUUUGUGAACAGCAGAGUUAUGGUCGAUCAUCUAUCGUACUUCCAAUAUGGUCCUCCAAUUGGUCGUAAUGGAGACCUAGAGCCAAGUUCUGGCAGCGCGGACUAUGAACAAUACAUGAUCUGCCCUCCUCGUGUUCUUGGCUAUGUCCUUGAGGAGAAACUAUGGGCACAGCUUCAAACGACCCUUGUCAAGGAUAUUCCAUUCGAUAGUAAACAGGAUGCUUGGCACAACCGACUACAUCUCGACGACGAUGGAGAGAAAAAAGAAUUGCUCUUCAAUCUUGUACGCAGCCAUAUUUCAGAAACAAAUCAAGCGAAGAGAACUAGAGACGCUCUCGAAGUUGACGACAUUAUUCCAGGAAAGGGGAAGGGCCUGGUUAUCCUUUUAUACGGCCCGCCCGGAGUUGGGAAAACGUCAACAGCAGAAACUAUCGCUCUUUCCACUCGCAAACCUCUCUUUUCUAUUACAACCACAUGGCAAGCAAUCCUGUUAAUUGACGAAGCCGAUGUCUUUCUGGAAAGUCGAGGAAGAGGUGGCAUAUCCACGGACAGAAAUGCCCUUGUUUCAGUGUUUCUUCGAGUCCUUGAGUAUUACCAAGGAAUCAUGUUCCUGACAACAAACCAAAUCGCCCAGUUUGAUGUUGCCAUUCCAUCUCGAAUCCACGUUUCUAUCCAAUACAACAGUCUCAAGCCGAAGCAGAUGAAGAAUAUCUUUAGUGGUUUUCUUGACCCCCUUGAUGACAAAGGGCUGGUUGAUAACUAUAAAGAGAUCAAGGAAUGGCUGAACGACGACGUGUAUGAUAUCGGAUUUGAUGGCCGACAGAUCCGUAAUAUUGUCACUGCUUCCCUGGGAUUAGCGCGCGCGGAGCAGAAAUAUAACGGCGGCAAUGGCAAGCUCAAGAAGAGUCAUUUGAAGGCUAUUGCUAACAACUCCCGCUCAUUCAAAACGGAUUUUACAGUACAAUAUGACCGCCAAAGUAUUCUUUCACAAAAAAACGGAAACGGGAAUGGGCGAUUUGAGUCAGGCUUCGGUUGGUGUGUAAGUUAA
Molecule: messenger RNA, 2058 nt
Organism: Trichoderma breve
Lineage: Eukaryota; Fungi; Ascomycota; Sordariomycetes; Hypocreales; Hypocreaceae
Exons: 12
Coding region: 1-2058 (685 amino acids)
Molecular function (GO): ATP hydrolysis activity; ATP binding
Source: RefSeq, a predicted model, not a curated record